CCUGUCUGGAAUGUGCACGUUGUAUUCCAGCCUUGCCAGAGCAUUUCUGAGGCCCAGAGACAGUCCCUGAGGGAGCUCUGCCACCUCCCAGCUGAGAACAAUAAUGUCAUUGUUCUUGUCAGUUUCCGUGAUCCUGAGAAAGAUGGAUCCAAGAAUCAUGGACGUAAUUGCGUAACUGGACAUGCACGUUUUCAGGAUACUAAGGAGCUGACUCCUGAAACCUCUGUUCCUAUCCCAAGAAGGGGAAGCAAGGAAGGUGCUGGAGUGGAGGAGGAAGGCAGAACUCAGUGUCCGAGUGGGAAUGCUGCACUAAAGCAUCCAGGGCAGCAUCCUGCAGCUCCUGCAGAGCAGGGAAUGUGCCCCCCCUCAGCACUGGCUCAGCCUCUCCAAGGAGACAGAAAUGCAGCCAAAGGUUUGGUUGCACAGGAGGAUGUUCCCCUGCAGACAGGGACACGCCUGCCCAGGAGGAGGCUGCAGCCUCCUCACCACCAGCGGGACCAGGAACUUGCUCUGGAGAUCGUGGCCAAAGACAGGUCUCUGGUGGACAUUCUCAUGCCUCAUCCUGACAGAAAAACUGCUUUGGACCUGAUGGAGGGUUUGUUUCCUGUUAACAUUUCCAUGCUGGAUAAAUCACACAGGAAAAAGGGACACGUGCAGCAUGUGCAGGAGAAUGAGAAAAGCCAUGGAGAUGGCCCAGAAGAAUAUCCUGAAUCUGAACAUGAAGCCGAGAGAAGGAGCGAAGAAUCUACCUCUGAGGGACACCAAGUCCUGACCGGGAGCAGGGACAGCACAAAUGACCCCGAUGACAUCACAUCUAAGAAACUGGAGCUCAUGGCCAGCCUGCGGGCCAGGCUGCAGAGCCUGUGGGAGGAGCGGGAGCUGGUCCUGCAGGAAUCCCGGGAAUGCGCCGAGCGGGGCCAGGGGCUGCAGGACACGGUGCGGGACCUGUGCAAGCCCAACGAGUUCGAGCGCUACCUGAUGUUCAUCGGGGACCUGGAGAAGGUCGUGAGCCUCCUGCUGUGCCUGUCCAGCCGCCUGGCCCGCGUCCAGAACGCCAUGAGCAGGAUGGACGGCAGCACGGACGCCGAGGAGAGGCACUCGCUGAGCCAGCGGCACAAGCUCCUGUCUCGGCAGCGGGAGGACGCAAAGGACCUGAAGGAGAACCUGGAUCGCAGGGAACGGGUGGUCUCUGGAAUCCUGGCCAAGUACCUGACGGAGCAGCAGCUCCAGGACUAUCGACACUUUGUUCAAGCCAAGACCUCCUUGUUGAUCGAACAGAAGGACCUCGAAGAGCAGAUUAAGUUUUUCGAAGAACAAUUAGAAACUCUUGAGCAAAGUCUCCCCCUCUAACGCCCGCCCCAGACCCUGGUGUUGGUGACCUGGCCCUGGAAACCCACAGGCGCCCAUGGCUCAGGGCUCACGGGGUGAGUUCUUCCAACCCUGCUGGUGCCACAGCCCUGGCAGGUGCUCAGGUGCUCUGGGGAUGCUCCAGGCACACCGUGGACGUGUAUCCCACUUGGACAGGCCAGCUCACAGUGUCUCACAGUGGGCAGCAAACUGCCUUGGGGACAUGACUGAUAGGAUGUGUUGCUCCUAUUAACUUGGUGUGUGUAUUUACCCUUCUUGUUGUCUGUCCGUCUAUUCCCAGAUUGACACAAUCUCAAUAAAAGAACCGUACAAAUAUUUGCCUCCUGUGGGUGGGUUGA
Chiroxiphia lanceolata (lance-tailed manakin) is the source of this 1706-nucleotide messenger RNA. It is a transcript of the gene SHROOM1, whose product is annotated as shroom family member 1. Gene Ontology annotation, biological process: actin filament organization. The coding region runs from base 355 to 1350 and encodes 331 amino acids. The record is from RefSeq and is a predicted model, not a curated record. Gene Ontology annotation, cellular component: apical junction complex; cortical actin cytoskeleton; adherens junction. Gene Ontology annotation, molecular function: actin filament binding. NCBI's taxonomy places the organism in Eukaryota, Metazoa, Chordata, Aves, Passeriformes, Pipridae. The transcript is spliced from 5 exons.